AUGGCAACGCUGCAAACACACGACGCUCCGGGGCCCGCCCAAGUCCAAGCUGUCAUUAUCCGGUGCAACAUCGAUAAAAUCAGAUCUCCGCCUUGGUCCGCGACCACAAUCUCCGCCGACCAUCCCGUUUUCUCGCAGGCUGUCCCUUUCCCUCCCAGGGCUCAUCGGGAUCCCGCUGGUCGUCCACCGCGUAGGCACGCGUCACAUGUCGGCACCGUCGUGGCCGCGCGCAAGGACAAGAAGCCGUUACUGCCGCACCAUCUCGAGGGUGUGUGGAUGUACUGCGAUUACAUUCUGGACCUCUUUGGCGAGGGAGGGGGGGCGCCGACACGGUUGUAUAGUCGGCAGGCCUUUGAGAAGUGGUGGGGUGAUUACUGUGAGGAACAGAAACGGCUUCGGACGGGGGAUGGAGGCGAGAAGGAUCCGGAUGACUGCCGGGCGGUAAGGUCGCCAUAUGAAAUCUCGCCGACUUUGGUAGCAACGUUGUCCAAGCUUUCCCUGGAUGGCUUCAGCGGCGACUUUACCGAGCCCAAGAACGUCCUCGACAAAGACAUAAGAGAGACUAUCCUCAAGCUAGAAAGAGCGAGCGAGGAGACCAGAUAG
Chaetomium globosum CBS 148.51 is the source of this 603-nucleotide messenger RNA. RefSeq lists its product as uncharacterized. The record is from RefSeq and is a predicted model, not a curated record. The transcript has 3 exons. The coding region runs from base 1 to 603 and encodes 200 amino acids. NCBI's taxonomy places the organism in Eukaryota, Fungi, Ascomycota, Sordariomycetes, Sordariales, Chaetomiaceae.